AUGAAUUCCGAAUCGAAUGAUAAUAAUAAUAAUAACAAUAAUGAUGAUAUUGUUAAUAUGAAUGACCAUUCAUCAAUCAAUGUUGUUGUAUCGAAUGAUAACAGUCAUCAUAAUCAACAACAACAACAACAAUCAACGAUAAAAUCAAUUGAAAGUCGACAAUCAGUAAAAAUUAUUCUACAUAAUCAAUCAACACGUAGAGUUACAAUAACAUGGAUUGAUUAUGGUGGUAAUGAACGUAUUUAUGCAAAAUUACAUCCAAAUUGUAAAUUUGUUAUCGAUUCUUAUGUAACACAUCCAUGGAUAUUUCGUGAUAUUGAACGAAAAAAUUUAGCCAUAUUUGAUGCAAUAAUUGCUAAUCGUCGUGAUUUACUUGCAUUUCAAAAAUGGAAUAAAUAUUCUGAACAGAAACGUUUUCAUGUUGCUGAUCGUAUCCUGUUUCCAAGACAACAUAAAAAAGAUUCAGAAUUCAUAUUGGUCAUUAUUAAAAAUGGUGUACAUAAUCUACAAGAAUUAUGUCAAUUUUCAUUGAUUGAACAAUUACAUCGAUCAUCAACAUCAUCAUCAAUAACAUUACCAUCAUAUAUUCUAAAUAAUUUGCCAAAACAUCUUUGUGAAAUUCUACAUAACUACAUCGAUAAUGGCCAAUCUUUAUUAGAAUUUUUACCAUUAUAGUGCAAUUAUUCAUCAAAAUAUACUCAAAAAACUUUUGUUUUUCAGUUUGAUUAUUGUUUAAUUUGAAAUUCUCAAUCGCUCAAUUCGUUAUUAAUAACUAACAGCAUAUAACAAUGCUAUAGGACCAACAAACAAACAAAAAGCAUCAAAAAAAAAUUUUCUC
Messenger RNA from Dermatophagoides pteronyssinus (European house dust mite), 838 nucleotides. RefSeq lists its product as uncharacterized. Lineage: Eukaryota; Metazoa; Arthropoda; Arachnida; Sarcoptiformes; Pyroglyphidae. The record is from RefSeq and is a predicted model, not a curated record.